UGCAGCUAUUUGUCGCUGUUUUGGCCAAACACGAAACUAUCCCUGUCGCAAUUAUCAAGUAUAUUCAGACAUUAAUAAUUAUUUUAAACGACUAUGCCCGUUGUUCCUGUAACGAACUAACUGCUCCCCCAUCCUGCCUUCAAGGUAAUGCGAUCAAAAAAGGUUUCGUUUUACUUUGAAAGUGAAAGUGACUUUCCCAGUAAACGCGAGAUAUGCGUGUCGUGAUGUGCAGGUAUGCAGGUUUUACUGUGUAAACAACAAUGCAAGAAAUGGCUGCAGGUUUCUUUUUCCAUACUAAAGACAGCACUUGUGCAAUUCUCAGAGGAUAAUACAGACUGGCAUUAUCUGAUCUUCCACUCAUGAUCAUGGCAUCGGACACUGAGCCACUUGCACCACAAGUGGAGAACCCCCCGCCGCCCGAGGUCACCAAUGUCAACAAGUUAGGGCGAAGAACUAACCAGCUUCAGUUCUUGCGGAGUGUAUUGGUGAAGGCUGUGUGGAAGCACCAUUUUGCCUGGCCUUUUUACCAUCCUGUCGAUGCUGUGGCUCUGAAAUUGCCAGAUUAUCAUACCAUAAUAACCAACGCUAUGGAUUUGGGAACCAUCAAACAAAGACUCGAGAACAAUUACUAUUGGAGUGCCACUGAAUGUUUGCAGGACUUCAACACCAUGUUCACCAACUGCUACGUUUAUAACAAGCCCACAGAUGACAUAGUGCUGAUGGCUCUCAGCUUGGAAAAGAUUUAUUUGCAAAAAGUUGCACAGAUGCCUCAGAAAGAAGUAGAGCUGGUGUCUCAUCCAGCCAAAGGGAAAAGUAAAAAAAAAAGUUCAGGUGGACUGGAGGCCCUGCAGACAGAUUCUUCACAGGCCAACACCAAGAAAAGCUUGAAGAAGAGGAGCGAUUCGACCGAAUUGAACGACUCACCAGAAAGCAAGAGAAGACGGCAAAUCACCGAGCUUUCCAGCCUCUUUUUUACCAGUGAAAAAGAGUUAACACUUCAAGACGGUGAGACGAUCCAACUGAGCAAACAACUGCGAUGCUGCAAGGAGAUUCUGAAGGAAAUGCUCUCCAAGAAGCACGCAGCCUACGCUUGGCCUUUCUACAAGCCUGUGGAUGUUGAAGCAUUGCAGCUGCACGACUAUCGUGACAUCAUCAAGUGCCCAAUGGAUCUUAGUACUGUCAAGGCAAAACUGAACAGACGGGAGUACCCAGAUGCGCAAAGAUUUGCUGCGGACGUCAGGUUAAUUUUCUCCAACUGUUACAAGUACAACCCCCCGUACCAUGACGUCGUCGCCCUGGCCAAGAAGCUUCAGAGCGUGUUUGAGAGGAAAUUUGCUGCCAUUCUAGACGAGCCCAUCAGGAGCACUUCGCAGGUGGCCCACGGUCCGGUUCUGGGUGGGCUGACCACAGUCUCGUCCACUUUGGAUAAAUCGGAUGAACAAGGCUCACAAUUUGCUGAGUUCCAACAACAGAAUGGAGGUGGCGACUAUGACGAAGAAUCCCCGCAACUGACGUACCACGAGAAGCACCAGCUGAGUCUGGACAUAAACAGACUAUCGGGCAUAAAGCUGGGCCAGGUGGUACGCAUCAUUCAGAAACGGGAGCCGUCCGUGUGCGACGCCAACCCUGACGAGAUCGAGAUCGACUUUGAGAGUCUGAAACCGUCGACUUUGCGCGCACUGCAGCAAUACGUGCGUUGUUGUCUGUACAAGAAGUUCAAGAGAUUUCAGAAGAAGAGGUGUCAAGUCGGAGCUUUUCAAAUGGAAAGCAGCAGCAGCUCCUCAGAUUCCGACGUCAACAGUUCUUUGGAAUCCAGUUCAGAAAAUACUGACUUGUGAAAGCGACCCCCUCCCAUCCUUUGACGUCUCCAGAUUACAUACGGUACAAUCCUAAGGCCAAGUCCUUACCUUUCAUUUUUUUAUAUCGUGAAUCUUUUUUCUCAAAUCGAGCUUGCGU
This is a messenger RNA of Syngnathus acus (greater pipefish), 1956 nucleotides long. Its product is annotated as bromodomain-containing protein 3-like. The record is from RefSeq and is a predicted model, not a curated record. The transcript has 10 exons. Gene Ontology annotation, cellular component: chromatin; nucleus. Gene Ontology annotation, biological process: regulation of DNA-templated transcription; chromatin remodeling. The coding region runs from base 360 to 1838 and encodes 492 amino acids. Lineage: Eukaryota; Metazoa; Chordata; Actinopteri; Syngnathiformes; Syngnathidae.